UCCUUAUUAUUUUCUUACACGCUUUGAGAUAUACUUUGCCGCGUGCCUCCGACCUCCCCUUUACAAGUAGACUGGAUCGCCGUUAAAAUCAUGGGCAGCAUUUCCCCCUUCGAUGUCCCUUUCGACGAACUUCCCAACCCCAAACAGGUGUGGGUGGGAAAGCCUGGUAGUUAUGAAGAAGGGCUUGGGAAGCUAGCCAUCCUGACCCCCGAGGUGGUGGCUAAGGCCGCUUCGACCGAAAUCAAAACUGGUCGAAGAGUCACGAUGGGAUGGGAUUUAACAAAGUUGAACUAUCCUAACCUAAACCGUCAGCCAUGUCAGCACAAGAUUGUCCCACUUCUGGGCGGAGUGGCCUAUGAUGAUAUCUACACAAUGAAUCCUCAACAAAGUAGUCAGUGGGAUGGACUGCGACACUUCUCUCAAACUGUCCCUGGCCAGACCGAGCGUGUGUUCUACGGCGGCGUGACAGCUGAGGAGAUCAAUGACCGUAGCAACGAUCGGAUUGGUAUGCAACACUGGGCACGGGAAGGUAUUGCAGGUCGCGGGGUCUUGAUUGACUACGCCGCAUGGGCUGAGAAGAAGGGAAUCACGUACAGCACCUUUUCCACUCAUCAGGUGCGACUAUCAGACAUCCUGGAAAUUGCGAAGGAAUGCAACAUCACUUUCCAGAAGGGCGAUAUCCUGUUUGUUCGUGUGGGAGUAACUAGGGAAUGGGACACUGUGAUGACGGAUGAGCAAAAGAAGCAAUACUCUGACAACCCGAGCCCGGAACAUGCUGGAGUCGAAGCCACAACAGAUAUGCUCCGGUGGCUUUGGGACUCGGGAUUUGCAGCGAUUGCUAGCGACACUAUUAGCUGGGAGGUCUACCCGCCCCAGUCUGAUGUGUUCCUGCAUGAGUAUGUACUCGCAGGAUGGGGAAUGCCAAUCGGCGAGCUCUUUGACCUCGAAGCAUUGGCACGCACCUGCCAGGAUCUUCAACGAUGGAGCUUCUUUGUGGCAUCGGUCCCGUUGAACAUGCCCGGUGGCGUGUCAUCGCCACCGAACAUCAUGGCUCUCUUCUAGAUGCAUCACCUCUGAGAUCGGGUCUAGGAGCCACAAAAGUACCAUCUGCAACAAUCCUGGAUCGUGCAUUUCUAGCGCAUCUUAGUACGGAGAAUUAAUAGCACGUAUUAUAGCCACGACCACCAAGAACGACAAAGAACAAAAUAGAGGAAAAGAAUCAGCAUUCAAAGGUCCGCGGGGGCAAGGAAAUCAAUGGCCUGCUACAUAUUUCUCAUAGUGCAUUACCACUGGCCCAAGUCCCACGCACC
Messenger RNA from Aspergillus pseudonomiae, 1310 nucleotides. RefSeq lists its product as uncharacterized. Bases 91 to 1062 code for a protein of 323 amino acids. The record is from RefSeq and is a predicted model, not a curated record. The transcript has 5 exons. NCBI's taxonomy places the organism in Eukaryota, Fungi, Ascomycota, Eurotiomycetes, Eurotiales, Aspergillaceae. Gene Ontology annotation, molecular function: arylformamidase activity.